AUGUACUUCCUCCACGGCGGCCACAAGCGGUGGCUCUCAGCCUUCACGGUAACCACCGGCUUUCCAAUCCUAAUCCUCCCCAUCGCCGUCUCCUACAAACGCCACCGUUUCCUCAUCACUACCCGGCUCGCUGCCGCGAGUGGGCUUUUGGGCCUCUUAUUGGGCUUCAACAGUUACCUCUACUCCUUCGGCACCGCCUACCUCCCCGUCUCCGUCGCUUCCCUCGUCGGCUCUUCCCAGCUGGCAUUCACCGCCGCCUUCGCUUUCCUCAUAGUGAAGCAGCGGUUCAACCACUACACCGUGAACGCCGUCGUUUUGAUGACGCUGGGCUCGGCGGUCCUCGGAUUCCACAUGGACGGCGACAUCCCCAAGGGGGAAUCAAAGGGUAAAUAUGCAUUGGGCUUCUUCAUGACCAUUGCCGCCUCUGCCACGCAUGCUCUGUUCAUGACUCUGCUUCAGUAUACUCAGGGGAAGGCUCGUGUCCCCGUCGAUUACGUCGUCGUGUUGCAGGUUCAGCUCGUCAUAUCCAUGGUUGCUACCCUCUUCUGCGUCGUCCCCAUGAUCAUCAAUGGUGACUUUCAGAAUCUAGCCAGGGAAGCAGCAGAAUUCCGCCUCGGGGAGAAGAAGUACUACAUGAUUGUAGUACUAGCAGCCAUUGGACUUCAGGUUAUGAUAAUUGGGAGCCUUGGAUUGGUUCUGUGUUCUUCGUCCCUAGUAGACCUUAGAUGCGCUUUAUACUUUUUGUCAAUGUUUUUAAUUUCCAACAACACAAACUGCAGAAAUGCAAUGUAA
Molecule: messenger RNA, 792 nt
Organism: Linum trigynum
Lineage: Eukaryota; Viridiplantae; Streptophyta; Magnoliopsida; Malpighiales; Linaceae
Source: the annotation of a GenBank genome assembly